AUGGCGGAGUACUCGCCUGUCCUGCCGAUGAGGGAUGGUGGAGCGAGGUUUGGCCUUGGACAGCCCAUCUUUCCUCGCUCCCGGUCCGGUUCUGAAUCAGAUAGUGAACUGUCACAGAGCCUGGCCCGAACCAAGAUCCGGUCGUACGGGAGUACGGCUAGCGUCGCGGCUUCUCUCGGCGAGAAAUACAUAGAGCAUCGGGUGACAGACAGCGACACUUUGCAAGGGAUAGCCCUCAAAUACGAAGUAACGGUAAGGUUAUUACCGGUAUAUACACACGUCUUGUGUGUUAUGGUUGUGGAUAUACAAAUGUGAAAUCACAUUCAUUUGUUUUGAUCAUCUGGCAUGCAUGCGAGCAUUUUUGGGACCACCUAUUUGCUAAAUUGUCAUAUGAUGGUCGCGAGUAUAAUAAAAUCAGUGCUUGCAAGAUUAGCCUAGACCUACUACACGAUUAAAUUAUUCUUAGAUCCAAACAUGUAUGACUUACUCUCGUGAUACCUGAAUGCAACGGACGGACUGGACAGGCUUCGAACCAUGAACUUCAGGAAGUAUCAGAUUUAAGAUUCAAGGCCUGAGCGUCCCUGCUCAACUGUUACUGUUAGCUACAUUCUUACUGUUACAUUGUUGCAUUAACAACAUGGUCAUGAGUCAUAACAGAAUGUACUACAAUGUAGCAAUGUUGGCUACUGUAUCCUUACCUGUAGAAUACUGGAACAAACAGGCAACACAAGGGUUUGUGUGAUCUUGUUUGAGCAACUUCAGCCACAUGCAGUGUUUGGCUCUCUGGCAGUCUUCAUUCCCAUCUCUGUAGUUCACUGUCACUGAUGACCAACGUGGGCAACUCCAGUCCUGAAGGAGCACAGUGUGCUGGUUUUCGUUUAAUUGGGUGUGUUGGGGUGGAACAAAAGCUUGCACACACUGUGUCCCUCCAGGACUGGAGUUGCCCAUCCCUGCCCUAGGGGCUUCUAGGAAUGUCUGUCUUCCUGAACAUCAGCGUGCAUUGCUCACCUCACACCCAAUAACAUGUGUUACUAACUAAAUUAGUAUUUGUAGUGAUACUGUUAUUACUGCUUUGUGUUAUUACUAUCUUAUUAGCAUUGCUAUUUGUUAUGACUGCUUUAUGACUGCAGUUAUUGAUACUGAUAUUACUGCUUUGUUACAUGUUAUUAAUACUGUUAUUAUUGUGUUAUACCAUGUUAUUAAUACUGUUCUAAUCGUUAUGUCACAUAUAUGAUUCCAGAUGGAGCAGAUUAAGAGGACCAACAAGCUGUUCAGUAACGACUGUAUCUUUCUGCGUAACACCCUCAACAUCCCUGUCGUCUCAGAGAAGACCUCUCCCUUCAACGGCCUGUCUCUAGAGUCCCCCGACGGAGAGCCCCAGGACCAGGACUUCAACCCCCUGUGUGUGGGGCAGGACAGGGACAGGGACACUGAGGAGGACCCCUCGCUGCCCCUGGCCCCUGGCCCCGGGGAAAAGGACAGUAGUAGUUCUAAACGGCCCCAGCCAGAAGAGCUGUCAGCUCAAGACUUCCUCCACAGACUGGACUUGCAGAUUAAACAGUCAAAGCAGGCAGCACGCAGGCUCAAAGAAGAGGAAGUGAGGUAAGAGACGGAAUACGCUGAGGUGGUGAUAGCCAAUCACAUGGGUUUCGUCCAAAAUGGCACCCUAUUCCAUAUUUAGUACACUACUUUUUGACCAGGGCCUAUAGGGCUAUGGUCAAAAGUAGUGCACUAUGUUCAGAAUAGGGUGCCAUUUGAAGUAGGGAACUAUAUAGGUAAUAAUGUGUAAUGUCAGAUGUGCCCCUGGCACACUCAGUGA
Messenger RNA from Coregonus sp. 'balchen', 1819 nucleotides. The record is from the annotation of a GenBank genome assembly. Lineage: Eukaryota; Metazoa; Chordata; Actinopteri; Salmoniformes; Salmonidae.